Eimeria necatrix is the source of this 819-nucleotide messenger RNA. RefSeq lists its product as hypothetical. The coding region runs from base 1 to 819 and encodes 272 amino acids. The record is from RefSeq and is a predicted model, not a curated record. The transcript has a single exon. NCBI's taxonomy places the organism in Eukaryota, Apicomplexa, Conoidasida, Eucoccidiorida, Eimeriidae.
AUGAGAAAUGGAGCAGGAAAAGGUGGUGGCGAUAGCACGGACAGGAUCCAGAAUGAAAUGCCUACUGUACAGAGCAUGUUACAGAGAAAGAGGCCACAAACAGCCACGAGCCGCACUUUCGUACAUCCUGAAGGGAAAUGGAGUACUGGGUCACAACGGGAUAGGUCCAGUAGCUGUUCUUUGGCGACAGAAAAAGCACAGCACGCGGCAGCGCUCAAUGGCGCUAGGAAAUCACGUUAUGUCAAAUUUGAAUCUCGUUUUACUUUUUCGCAUAACAAUCCUAAAUACUACUUCGAGCUGCCUGCACAGCCUGCCACAGGAUGGUGGAAAGCUCUUGUGAAGCAUCGGAGGCAAUCGCCUGCAUUUGUUGAGCGUUUGUGCAAAAACCUCGACAUAUUACUGCCAGACACACUUUAUGCAACAUCUACCGAAUGCUACUACAUAACGAACAAUUCCCUGGCCCUAACUUCGGAUAGCUCGUCUUCACAAAGUCUGUCUCUCCCUGAAAAUGCCUGGAGUGGCUGGAUAAUAAAGGAAGACUUCACUGCCUCUAAACUUUUUGAGAAGAAUGCGGCACUCUACCUGGCCUCGUCAGGGUUCCCUGGCGGCAAAAUGAUGCGGCGUUCAGCCCCCCAAUCCCUGCGGAGUGACCAACGUCGUACAAUCCAAAUGGCAAUGGCUGUUCCAGCAGCUGUGGUGAAACAACAACACUACGCAGCGGCAAAUCGGAAUAUCACGAAAGCGCUUGAUCUUUCCAGCACGGCUGCCUUUCUAGCAGAUUCAUCGUCAGAGCGUCUUGUCCAAGUGCGUCAUUAUUAA